Molecule: messenger RNA, 3053 nt
Organism: Triplophysa rosa
Lineage: Eukaryota; Metazoa; Chordata; Actinopteri; Cypriniformes; Nemacheilidae
Gene: phyhiplb
Product: phytanoyl-CoA 2-hydroxylase interacting protein-like b
Exons: 5
Coding region: 110-1243 (377 amino acids)
Cellular component (GO): cytoplasm
Molecular function (GO): protein binding
Source: RefSeq, a predicted model, not a curated record
AGCACCACACCGUGGAAACCCGUGAGAGAAGCACAAGAGGUUCACAUCUCUGUCCUGCGGCACUGCAGUCACUCGCACUAGAGGAAUAUCGUCCGGUACAGACUCAACGAUGGAGGUUCCGCGCGUGGGACACAGUGUGAGCAGCCCCACGAGUCCGUGUGAGGACAUGAUAAAGAAUCUGAGUCUGGAUGCCAUCCAGCUUUGUGAGAGAGAAGGGAAUAAGUCCCUGGACAGCGGCAUCGCUGAGAUGGAGGAACUCCCUGUUCCCCAGAACAUCAAAAUCAGCAACAUCACGUGUGACUCCUUUAAGAUCUGCUGGGACAUGGACCCAAAGGCCAGAGAGCGCAUCACACACUACUUCAUCGACCUUAACAAAAAAGAAAACAAGAACGCCAACAAAUUCAAACACAAGGACGUUCCCACUAAACUGGUAGCGAAGGCGGUUCCUCUGCCCAUGACAGUGAGAGGACACUGGUUCCUCAGUCCACGCACUGAAUACUCUGUUGCUGUCCAGACCGCAUCCAAACAGGGUGACGGAGACUACGCCGUGUCCGAAUGGAGCGAGGUCAUUGAAUUCUGCACAGCCGAUUAUUCUACAGUUCAUCUCACGCAGUUGCUGGAGAAAGCUGAAGUCAUCGCCGGGAGAAUGCUGCGCUUCUCCGUCUUCUACAGAAAUCAGCAUCAAGAGUAUUUUGACCAUGCCAGGGAGGCCCAGAACAACAAGAUGUUGCCGGCAGUGAAGGACAACAGCGGCAGUCACGGUUCACCCAUCAGCGGCAAGCUGGAGGGAAUCUUCUUCAGCUGUAACACCGAGUUCAACACAGGCAAACCUCCACAGGACUCACCGUACGGCCGCUUCCGAUUCCAGGUGCCAGCCGACGCGCUCUUCAACCGCAACACAAACCUUUACUUCGCCGACUUCUACUGCAUGUACACCGCCUACCACUACGUGAUCUUGGUGAUCGCUCCGAAGGGCUCUCCUGGCGACGAAUUCUGCAAGCAGCGCCUGCCGGCACUGGACAUCGCCAGCAACCGCUUCCUGACGUGCACGGAGGACGGAGACGGGCGGCUGGCGUUCCACCACGCUCAGGAUGUCAUCCUGGAGGUCAUCUCCACCGAUCCCGUGGAUCUGAGCCUGGGUACGGUAACCGAGAUCAGCGGUCAACAGGUCAUGAGUCUGUCCACAGUCAACGCCAAGAAAGACCCCAGCUGCAAGACCUGCAACAUCAGCGUGGGACGUUAACCUUUCCACCGCCACAGACACGUCGCCGUUCCUCCUUACCCAGAAUGCUUUUCACAGCAUGUGUCUUUUGACGAAACGCUCCCUUCUUUUACUAGCGUAUCGCUCCUGGCCCCAGUCGGGCUGGAUAUGUCCAUCACACUCCUGUCAAUCAAACUGCUUCUUUAACCUUAUUGGCUGUCGAACCCCUUAUGAUAUCCCCUCCCAUUAGAAAGCGGCAUCGUAACAGUUAUUCAACCAAAGUUAUUCCGAUCUAACACAAAUGGCGUCACCGCGAUUUCACGAGGCGUUGUGAAUGUCGGGCGGAUUGUAGCAUGACUGCGACUUUUAACGAAAACCAUCGACUGUUCUUCGGCAGUGUUUCACGUUAAUUAUUCCAACCCAUCCAGUAUACUGUGAUUUACCAUAUAACAAACGUGACGUGUAGAUAGAAAAAUAUUUAUUUUUUAACCAGUGAAUAGAAAACAUGGACAGAACCGAAAGUGCACGAUACAGAAGACUGGGGGGGGGUUUGAUGGAAAAGAACGGAUUCACAGAGAAGCAAAUAUAUAGAGAGAAAUAUAUUUACUCUAUAAACCAAUGUACUGUAGUACUUACGUGCACUAGCUAACAUUCAAAAGCUACAUUUGUCAUUGUGGAUGUACAGCAAAUAAAGUGUUGAGACACACUAAAACCACACCUGAUUGUAGCACAAUUCAACAGUUCACGCUUGUUGGCAUGCAAAGACACUACACAGAGAGAUUGUAAUAGUUCAUUGCAGUAGAGCCGUCGUAGAAAGAAAAAGAUCGACUGAGAGAAGCUACUUCGAGCGCAUUUAUCCGCUUCUUAUCAACAUAUCUCCUGCUAGAUGGGCUUCAGUAUUGUUUUAAACUUUAACGUGAUUGGCCAGUGUUCAAGUGUUCAUUUUAACUGCCUUCAUGUCACUGUUUGUUUGUGAGAGCAACUUUAAACUCAACAGAUAAUAUUCUUCUCUUUUAGGAUAGCCAUCUUUGCAAAAAUACAGUCUUUAGCUUUCUUCAUAUCUUUGCUAGAAUACAGAUUAGUAUUCUGUGUAUAUUUCACACCAACGCAAUUAAAGCUGCAAUCUGUAACCUUUUUUGUUACUAAUAAAUGAGUACGAAAAAAACCUCUUUCUUUGCCUUACUAUGAUUCAACAGUAAGUUUAUAAUAAUGAUUUCUACGUCGACCUGUUCGGUACGAUUUCCCUCGAGACUUCAAUAGCCGCAGUUUCACGUUUCAAACAGAGAUGGCGACAGAGAGGCAAAAGUUACAGACUGCAGCUUUAACUUGCGUCCGGUUCUACACUGCAUACAAUGGCGGUUGCUGUAUUUAUACGUUUGGGAAAAGCGCAGAAACUUGCAUACGGUGGUUUUAAGUGCUCGGAGUCGAUUUCUGUCGAGAGCCUUGCAUUAUUUGGCAGUCUCUGAGAAUCACGGACCCUCGGUAGUGUGUAUACUGUCGCCGCGUUCCUAAUUCCAAUCGUAAACUAGCAUCACGCACGAGCGAGGAACUGUGAGAAUUGCAUAUGAUUUAGACUUUGGUUAAAAAAAUCUCCUCCAAAAAUAAAGUGCCAUAUUUCAUUAACAUAGCUGAAUACUCUGUUUCCUCUUGCCCUUUAAAAUACGAGUGAGGUUUAUAUCCAUCUGUACACUGCACAGAAAUUGAACGCUGUGUUUGUGUGAUAAUAAUCGAAGGCUUCGAGUCCAAGACUAGGUAAAUAACAUUAAAGUGCAUUUCAGCAUCGUUAUGGCACAAAUAUGUCAAAUGCACGACUCCGUUUGGUCCAAACGUGAAGUUGAAUACAGAAAGGCAG